Messenger RNA from Branchiostoma belcheri (Belcher's lancelet), 5948 nucleotides. Its product is annotated as trichohyalin-like. Gene Ontology annotation, molecular function: protein binding. The transcript is spliced from 17 exons. Bases 1246 to 5727 code for a protein of 1493 amino acids. The record is from RefSeq and is a predicted model, not a curated record. NCBI's taxonomy places the organism in Eukaryota, Metazoa, Chordata, Leptocardii, Amphioxiformes, Branchiostomatidae.
CAGAGACAAAGUUCUUAUCAUUGACUUCUUGUGGUUUUAAGGCAUUUCAAUUGUACUGAUUUCAAAUGAUUUACAGUUUGAAGGAAUUUUAAUUGUAGCAAUUCUAAAUAGUAAAAGGCAUUCUGAUUGUGCCAAUUUCAAACAAUUUACAGUCCAUUACUGUAAAGUGUUCUGUUUGUAAGUAUGUUGCCAUAUUGUGCAUUUCCUAUGCUAUUUGAAGAUCUUGCUUAAUGCCCAUGGUGAGAAAAUCAUUGAUAUAUUGUAAGUCACAGGAAUGACCUGCCACAAAAUGGAGGACAGUCAUACAAAUCUAUCAAAGUGAUGUAUUAUUUGUCCUUGCUAUCAAUACCCUUUUACAUGGUGUAUUGUAUGCUAUAUUCCUUGCUGAAUCCUUCUUCAAAAUUUACUGUAAAUGACUUCCUAGGUAAAAAAAGCCUAUCCUUUGUUGUGAAUUUUUUUUCAGAAAAUAGAUAUUCUGCAAAUUAAAAAAAGGCCAGCAAAUAGUACUUGUACUACAAGGAAAUAUAAAAUCGUCGCUGCAGUAGUUGAACCAUUGGAAGGUGUUUAAUUCAAAGUGACCCCUUGUGAAUUAUUUCCGUGCCCUUUUCCUUUGACAGCCCCCUGUGCCUGUUUCUUGGUUACAGAGGUAUUGUUAGCAGGUACAAACAUGACAAAUAAGAUUUACAAUUACAUACUGCUAAAAUAGAUUACUCCCUUUUACAGCAAAGUAGAUCACUCAACCAGUCCUCCUCACAAAUCACAUAUUUGAAGCAUAGCGUGUCGCUUGCACGACUUGCUCCAGCUCAAAUCUUUUGUCUGUGGGUUUUUCAAAUUUUCUCCACACCAAUUACUCGUGUCCAGCCCCGUGGGACUAUUGUCGCUAGGCAACUGUUUACAGACCGUAACAGAGUGUACGCUGCCGUGGUUUGGAUCCUGUUAAGCGGCCACAUGCUGGGACACAACCUGUAGUUAUCCCUAAAAUUCCCAACAGAUACCAGGAGAUCUGUUCACACAGGGGUCAGAUUAGACUGGUUAAACCUGUGCUGGUAAAACAAAUGCAGUCCUGAAUCCCACAGAGGGGAUUAAAACUGCCCAGCUGUUUGUGUAGGGGAUCCAGAGGUGUCUGUGCAACCCUGGGUACACAGGAGGCAUCCUCACUCGUAAGGCACUUUGCCAUGACCAAAGGCAUCACCAGGAAAGUGCCAAACUUACCUGAACUGAAGAGACCACAGUUCAUAUAACACAAUGACUGAACCAGAGAGGAUCGAUGGCAUGACCCUGCUGAUGCAGGCAUGUUUAGAGGGAAAUACCAAGGCAGUACAAGCUAUCUUACAGAAACAGCCUUCCAGUGUGGAGGAAAAAGACUCCUUUGGCAAAACCCCUCUACACUACACAGUAGAGAAUACCCAUGCAGACUGCACUUCUGCUCUGCUUGUUGCAAACGCCAGGCUGGUCAAUGUACAGGAUGGUAACGGGUAUGCAGCACUGCAUUUUGCAGCAAUGGCAGGGAACACAGUAGUUCUGGAGAGACUGAUGCAGGCUACAGAUGUGAACAUCGACAUUGAGGAUAAUGAGAAACACACCCCUGUCCACUGGGCAACAGUCUGCGGGCAUCCAAAGUGCAUUGAGCUGCUGGUUCAUCACAAUGCAUCUGCGGAGAUUGCCGAUGUCCACGGAGCCUUCCCACUGCACUACGCAGCCCAGAUGUGUGGGACGGAGUACGAGGUACCGGGUAUUGGCAUGCACUGCCUCUCCAAGCUGGUGCAGAGCGGGGCGGACGUUAACUGUGUGGACGGGAGUGGGAGAACACCUUUACUGUGGGCUGCAAGUGCAGGCAGUGCUGAAGCCUGCCUGAAGUUGGUCCAGGCUGGUGCAAACCCCAAGUCUGCUGACAAGGACGGUCUGACAGCGCUCCACUGUGCGGCCAGCCGAGGCCACCUCCAAUGCUGUGAUGUGCUGAUCUCCCAGUGUGGCUGCCCUGUGGACAGUUGGGACAAGAACCACUGCACUCCUCUGUUCUAUGCAAUAUCCUUUGGCCAUGGAACCUGCACUUCUCUUUUCUUACAACAGGGGGCCUCACCAAAUCACCAGGAUAUAAAAGGGAGGAGCCCUGCCUACUGUGCUGCAGCAAAGGGCCAGACCUCCAUGGUGCCCAUCCUCAGGGAGCAUCAUGGAUCCCUAGACAUCCCCACUCAGGACGGGGAGACAGCUCUACUGGAGGCUGUCAAAGGAGGACAUACAGACAUGGUUAAGCAGCUGCUGGCAGCUGACUGUGAUGUGAAUGCUGUGUCAAAGUCUGGCAGGUCAGCCCUGCACGAGGCUGCAGAAAACAACAACCUGGAGAUGUGCCGUCUGAUCAUAGACGCUGGCGGCAAGAGGAACCUGCUGGUCCGGGAUGGACAGGGCAACAGCAUGACAGCAAGAGAGCUUGCUGAGCAAAAUGGACACAGAGAACUGGCCAACUACCUGAGAGCCAGGGGAACAGCAAAGUCUGCAAAAGUGAAGAACCAGGCAGCCAGGACAGUCACCGGUGCUGUCAGGAAAGCUGGCUCCAUCAAGAGGGGACAACAGGAGGAAGAGAAGAGACAAAGAGAAGAGACAAAACAAAGAGAAGAAGAAGAAAACAGACAAUUAGAAGAACAGAAACAAAUGGAGGAAAAACAAAGGAGAGAGUUUGAAAGAGAAGAGGCACUGAGAGAGAAAGCUAAAGAACUUGUUGAAACUGUGAUCCUGGAAGCUUUGACAGAAGAGGAAAAGAAGCUAGAAGAACAGCAAAAGGAGAGUGAAAACCAGAGUAGAACUAAUGCCAAUUGUGAGAUGGAAACUGAAGAAGGUGAAGAAGAUUCUAAACACAAUACAGAGGCAAAGAAUAAGGAUGGUGAUGAAGAACAACUUGUUCAACCUAAUGAAGAAGAAACAGGUUUAGAAGGUGAAAGAGCAAAGGGUGACACUGACAAUCAUUGUUCUAAUGUGGAGGAGCAAGGGGAUGCUAAGGAAGAGGUGCUAGAAGCUUCUCAUCCUGUUGAUGAUAAGACAACAAAACCUCUUGGAACAGCUUCAAAACAUGAAAGAACAAUGUAUGGUGCUGAUGAAGAUUGUUGUUCCUCUAGUGAAGAGGAAAAAAGUGAUUCCAAUGAAGGGGAGGAGAAGGUGGACACCAAUAAUGAUGACAAAAAUGUGAAUUCUCAUGAAAUAGCCUCAAAAGGUGAGAAAAGAACUGAGGAGUCUCACGAGGACUUGUCAUCUAGCAACAAUGAACAAACUGAUGGUGGGGAGGAGGAUCACAACUCUAUCAGCCCAACAAGGAAAUCAGAUGAAAAGGAAGAGGCAUCUGAAAAGGACUCCGUUGGCGACAAUCAAACAACAAAAGGUCCAGAAGAGGCACCAAAUGUUGUUCAAACAUGGGACAUAUCAUCAGACUUCAACAACAGCACACAAUCUGAAGAUAACCAACAGGAGGAAAUGGCAGAUGCAAUGGGGAAAAUUGAAAAUGAAGAAGAAGACAAGAAGUCUACGGUGGAUGAUGAAACAACAGAAGGGGUAGAUAGAGAAAUGGAUUUUGAUAAACACAGAGACAACCAGGAAGACUACAGGCUGUCUACAGAUAGACUUUCAUCCCCUGCUGAGUCUUCCAGUGACAGUAAGAAAGCUGACAGUGCAAAGAUUGGAGAAAAUGACAAGGAAGUCAACCAUCAGGUGCAGGAGUGUGAUGAAAUCAAUUCUGGGAAUCAAGAAAGCAAGGGGGCAGAGCAAAUGACAGAGACCCCAGAAACUGAGCCGUCUCUGCAGAUCCUCCAGACUAUCUUACAGGAUGAAGACAGUGAGGAGAAUCAGAAAACCUGCAGUAAAGAAAAGAAGAAAGUUCACAUUGUCACUCCCACAACCACUGAUAGAGUGGACAAGACCAUAUCAGCACAGAAGGAGGUAAAGUGGGUGAGAAAUGUGAAGAUACAAGCCAACAUGGACAUGAAAACCAGGCAAAAGUCGGCAGGGAUUCAGUGCAGCUUUGUCCACAGACCUGUUUCUCCAGACUUGGUUAAGGGGAUCCAGGCCAACCCUUUGUUUCAGGACAAUGUAAAUGUGAAAGACAUGGUAGACAGCUACUACCUGCAGAACAGAAGGAGACGGCUGCGUCCAAGCUCAGCUCCGUUUCCUGUUGCCCUGAACAGAAGUGUUCUAGUGAUGAGUCCCAGGAAGAGCAGGCUACAGGAGUGGAAGAAAGAUCUGGACAGGAGAAUACCAGAGACAGUCCAAGAGGCUGAUAGCCAACAAAAUGGAGGGAUGCCCUUUUCAGCCCUGCUACAGGAAGAAGAGAGGAUUCUGAGGGAAGUUAGCAGCAGCACAGGACCAGAGCAGAUAGAGCACUUAAAAAGUAGACUUUCCUACAUCCAACGCCUGCUACAGUUCAACGCUGAAGUCACCAGGAUGGCAAAGGAAGAAGAGCGGAGGCUGACCAGGGAACUGUUAGACCAGGAGAGACAACAGAAGCAAAUCAAGGAGAGAGAAAUGAGGAGGCAGCAGAUGGUGGAGGAGGAAAUGAAGGCCAUGACAGAUUUCUUUGAGAACCUGAAAAGUCAGAUCAGCCCAGGUAGUGGAGAGGCAUCCUCCCAGACAUCUCCACGGUCUGCAGCCAGCCGGGAGCACUCACCCCCCUCCCGCAGUAACUCCUCUCCCCGCCACAGGGAGCACUCCCACACACGAUUUACUGAACACUCCCCUCGUCAAAUGGAGCAUUCUAAGCAGACGGGCAAAGACUGCAGGGACAGCUAUGAUGAAUUUUAUGACGGCAUCGUGCUGCCACCUCAGCCCAGCAGGGCCUCGUUUACACACAGGGAGAGAUCUUCACGCCACAACAAACGCUCCCAGCACCGUAGGCAUCACCCGUCUCCACGGCGAAACGAGCCGUCACCACAGUACAGGGAUCCCUCUCCUUCCCACCACAGGGAGAAAACGUACAGCCACUCCAGAGGGACGUCCCCUCAGCACAGGAGCAGGCACCGGUCAUCAAGCUCCAGUCCAAAGCCAGAAAGAGGACCAAGUCCACCCCCCAGCCCCAGAGAGACACCCCAUAACAACUACUCCUACAGCAGUGACUCCUUUGACGAGGACUCCUCUGAGGAGGAAGACUCCAUCUCAGACACAGAGAGUGUACCGUCCACACCCCCUGUGGCGAAAGCCAGUUCCAAGGACAGCCCCAGAAGGAGAGGUACCCAGCAGGCCUGGGACCAGCCUAAGGAGAUGCCACUUCUACCCAGAACUCCCCAUCCACCUCCCAGGAGAACCACACAGAGGGAGGCUGCCUACAGACAGAAGGGCUACAUAUACUACCCACCUAUCCCACGAGUGGAAAGUCUUGAUGCACACACCGCAGCUCUCUACAGCCACCUUCACAAUUCCCAACACUCUCUUUGCUUGAAAUUAGACAAGCCCCUCAGGCCCGUGGGGAAAGCCAAGGACAUGCUGAGUUCCUCCAGGAAGAAUUUGAAGCCAUCCUACGUGAAGUUAGACUACUGCAACAGAGCAGUGGAGAAGCAACGGGAGGGGAACUUGGCAUCUAGUGGAUAUGCGAGUGAAGAGCCACCCCGGAAUGAAAAACCCACUCCCAUCAAGAGACCAAAAACAGCAUCCAACCUGAUCUACUCCCCCAGGAAGAGGACGAUCUACCCAGAGGAGGAGGAGCUCUGGAACCUGCCGCCUGGGAACAGACAGACAGUCAUCAGCAGAUAACCUCCAACUGAUGCAGUCCUUUUUACCAGAGCAACACUGGUCAAUUUAGGAGGUUCCUUGGGACAGAAUUCAUGACCAAGCCUCAAUCAAUGCCGUUGUGGUUACCUCAAUACCAGAACAUAAACUCAAGUAGGAUUCAUUUCUGUGCAUUGAAGACAAAAAUGUUUAAAGUCUACACACUAAUCAUUACAAUGUCUAUUUCUACCUCCAAACUCACCCCU